Molecule: messenger RNA, 1140 nt
Organism: Ogataea philodendri
Lineage: Eukaryota; Fungi; Ascomycota; Pichiomycetes; Pichiales; Pichiaceae
Exons: 1
Coding region: 1-1140 (379 amino acids)
Source: RefSeq, a predicted model, not a curated record
AUGCCUCCUCACAGAAAAAGAGGAAGACCUCCGAACGCGUUUUACGAGAAACAGGGCCUGUUGCCGCCAUCGCGCCAGUCGCAUGCGCGCGAGGCGCCUCCGCCCGUGGUGCGCGAACCGCCUCCUCCCACGAACCUGUUUUCGCAUCCCGUCUUCAACCUGCCCAUUCCGCCGCCCAACUCGGUCGAAGCGCAGCUGUUGAACGACGAGGUCGACGUUUUCUCGUUCAGACAGUCGGCCGGGUUCAAGUUCAAGCUCAAUAACGACCUGUUGGAGAACGUGGUCAGCAAAUACCUCCCCUUGGACAAAAUCGUGCCUCCGGCGUCGUUCCCCGGGUGCGUGAUAGGGGGCCGUGCAAUCGAGUCUGAGCCGGCCCCUACCGAGGAGGAGAUCGCACAGAGCCUCGAGAACCCCAAUGCCGAGGACUCGCACUGCGGCGACCUCAAGGUGCUGAAAUUGAAGGAGUCGUUUAUCGAAAAGCAAAUAACCACACUGGAGUCCGAUAACUCGAGCCAAACGCUGGACGAGAAGUUUGAGUUCGAGACAGAAAAAAUCAAGCAGCUGUGCGACGGGUACCAGAACUACGACGUGCGCAAGAUCGACGAGUUCCAGGCCAGUUUGGACUCGAUCGAAAAGGACCUCGAGGUCAAGUUCCAGGUGAAGGUGCAGCCGGAGCACAAGUACAAGCAGUACCAGCAGGGAUUCGGGCAGAUUGAGCGGAAAGCAAGCUCGUUCGAAGAACACAGACAGGCCAAGGACCGGCUUGCGCGACUGAGACAGGAACAGGCAGACAGAAAGCUGCGCGAGGAGCAGGAGCUCGCAGAAAAGAGACGGCUACAGGAGGAAGAGGCCCGCAAGCAGCAGGAGGAGGAACUGCGCAAGGCGCAAGAGGAGAACAACAAGCGGGCGUCGGAGGCCGCAACCAUGCCCAUUGCGGUGCCCGGCUCGUCGCAGCCUGGGAUGUUGGCAGACAGCAACUUUGACGAUCCGUUCGGCACCGCGGGGCAGAACGGCAACUUCGAGUUCGACAACAACCUGCUAUACGGCGGCGCGGACGACCUGAUCAUGGCGGACGACGGCGGGUUUGGCGCGCUCGACGACCAGGUGUUCCUGGGCAACCUGGACGAACACUUGGAGUAA